Uranotaenia lowii is the source of this 2927-nucleotide messenger RNA. It is a transcript of the gene P5CS, whose product is annotated as delta-1-pyrroline-5-carboxylate synthase. The transcript has 6 exons. The record is from RefSeq and is a predicted model, not a curated record. NCBI's taxonomy places the organism in Eukaryota, Metazoa, Arthropoda, Insecta, Diptera, Culicidae. Gene Ontology annotation, cellular component: mitochondrion; cytoplasm. Gene Ontology annotation, molecular function: glutamate 5-kinase activity; glutamate-5-semialdehyde dehydrogenase (NADP+) activity; ATP binding. Bases 326 to 2734 code for a protein of 802 amino acids.
UGAUAACGAUUAGUUGAGCUCGAGUCUGCCGACUGGAUGGUCUAGUUGGGGGUUCAGUUUCGAGAGUGCGAUUCCAACUCAUCCUUUACGGGGGAAAAGUUUUCCCAAUUUCCAUAGAAACUAAGCUUCAGAUAAUAUGUGGCUGUGAUUUAGUUAGUGCCUUUGAUCUGUAACUAUUUAGGGAAGAAAGUUCAGGUGAUUUCCUCAACAGAGUGAAUAAGUCUCCGACUUUCACGUGUCGUUAAAGAAGUGAAGGACAUUAUCAUUCGACAGGGAGACGGAAAAAGUCACAAGUUUUAUCAAUAGAACACCUUGAGCACACAGAAUGUCGGGAAUGUGCUUGCGUGGCCUGGGAGGUCUGCUGCGGGGAGGGGCCUUGCUCCGAACCAGAUGCCAGUCGGCGGGGUUGAGAAAUGGGCGAACUUUUUCGGUUGUUAGCAGCCCCAGUGUCGGAGCAUAUCUGGCAGAACAGGUCAACGGAAAACGCCAAACGUCGAACAAUCGAACGUUGCACUCGAUUCACGAUCGAACCCGUGCUCACAUUUCGGAACGUAGCCAGCUGAAGUCGGCCCGGCGGAUGGUCGUGAAGUUGGGCAGCGCUGUCAUCACCCGGGAGGACGAGCACGGAUUGGCCCUGGGUCGGUUGGCCUCUAUUGUUGAGCAGGUGGCCGAAUAUCAUGUCGAAGGGCGCGAAUGUAUCAUGGUCACUAGUGGUGCCGUGGCCUUUGGCAAGCAAAAACUCACCCAGGAAUUGUUGAUGAGCAUGUCUAUGCGGGAAACGCUCUCGCCUACAGAUCACACUCGGCAGGAUGCUGGAACAAUGCUGGAGCCACGUGCUGCGGCUGCUGUUGGCCAGUCCGGUCUGAUGUCUCUCUAUGAUGCCAUGUUCGCCCAGUACGGUAUCAAGGUGGCCCAGGUGCUGGUAACGGAACCGGAUUUUUACAACGAAGAAACGAGAAAGAAUUUGUUCAGUACCCUUUCUGAGCUGAUCAGUUUGAACAUUGUACCCAUCAUCAACACCAACGAUGCUGUAAUGCCCCCGAUGUUCAUUGUCGACCAAGAGGUCUCGGGAACGGGCAAAAAGAAGGGAAUCAAAAUUAAAGACAACGACAGCUUGGCCGCCCUCCUUGCUGCCGAGAUUCAUGCCGAUUUGCUCAUUCUGAUGUCGGACGUUGAUGGAAUCUAUAAUAAGCCCCCAUGGGAGGAUGGCGCCCGAUUGAUGCACACCUACACUUCCGCCGACAAGGAGCAAAUCAAGUUCGGCAAGAAGUCCAAAGUGGGAACGGGUGGGAUGGACUCUAAGGUGACAGCGGCCACGUGGGCCCUGGAUCGAGGUGUAAGUGUUGUUAUCUGCAACGGUACUCAGGAGAAGGCCAUCAAGCACAUCCUAACCGGGAGAAAGGUCGGCACGUUUUUCACCGAAUCGACAGCAGAAAAGGCCACACCGGUCGAGCAUUUAGCCGAGAAUGCUCGUUCCGGCAGCCGGGUGUUGCAAAAUCUGUCCGCCUCGGAUCGUGCUCUCUGCGUUAAUACGCUGGCCGAUUUGCUGAUUUCUAAACAGUCGAAAGUCUUGCAGGCAAACGCCAAAGACCUGGACGAGGCGAAAAAGUCCGGCCUAGCAAAACCGCUACUCUCCCGCCUGUCGCUGACCCCGGCCAAGAUUGAAAGCUUAGCGGUUGGCCUGAAGCAAAUCGCUGACUCCAGCCAUAAGAACGUCGGCCGCGUCCUACGCAGAACCAAAUUGGCUGAAAACUUGGAGCUCAAACAAAUUACGGUUCCGAUUGGAGUUUUGUUGGUUAUUUUCGAAUCCCGUCCGGAUUCGUUGCCCCAAGUUGCGGCACUGGCAAUUGCCUCUGGAAACGGAUUGCUACUGAAAGGUGGCAAGGAAGCGGCUUAUAGCAACAAAGCCCUGAUGGAACUGGUCCAGGAAGCACUGGGUGUUGUGGGGGCUGCUAAAUCCAUAUCACUCGUUUCAACACGAGAGGAAAUUGGUGAUUUAUUGACCAUGGAUCAGCACAUCGACUUGAUUAUUCCUCGUGGCUCGAGUGAGUUGGUUCGCAGCAUUCAGGAGAAAUCCCAACACAUUCCGGUGAUGGGUCACGCCGAGGGAAUCUGCCAUGUUUAUGUUGACAAGGAUGCCAAUCUGGAAAAGGCACUAAAAAUUAUCAGGGACUCCAAGUGCGAUUAUCCUGCUGCUUGCAAUGCGAUGGAAACGUUGCUGAUCCACGAGGACCUGUUAAGCGGAAGCUUCUUCACCGACGUUUGUAACAUGCUGAAGAGGGAGGGCGUCAAAAUCAAUUCCGGUCCGAAGCUGAACCAGCUGCUAACGUUCGGUCCGCCCCAGGCUAAAUCGCUCAAGUUUGAGUACGGUGCCCUCGAGUGCAGCAUCGAGGUCGUGAAGGAUCUGGAGGAGGCAAUAGAACAUGUGCAUUCGUUUGGCAGUGGCCACACCGAUGUUAUUGUUACUGAAAAUGAUUCCAACGCGCGGUACUUCCAGAACCAUGUGGACAGUGCGUGUGUGUUCCACAAUGCCAGUAGCAGAUUUGCCGACGGUUUCCGGUUCGGAUUAGGUGCUGAGGUGGGCAUUUCAACGGCCCGGAUUCACGCCCGGGGCCCAGUGGGAGUCGAGGGUCUGCUGACCACCAAGUGGGUACUUAGCGGUGUGGACCACGCGGCUGCCGAUUUCAGCGACGGUACCCGGAAGUGGCUCCACGAAUCACUUCCGCUCGAUUGACUUGGACAAAUGCGAACCAAAGUCGUUUGUAUAAUUAAGUGCCUUAGGAAGCAUCUUUCUUUACCUUAGAGCGUUUUCCAUACAUAAAUAUAUAUAGUUCAAUUCUGUACUACAGUUAACACAUAGAUAGUUAGUUAAGGGUUUAGGGUAAAGAGAAUAAUGAGACUUUUAAUAAAAUUUAUUUAAUUAAAAA